UGACACUCAGAUAUGCAAUUUUCAGAUCAACGAAAGCCACAAUGGAGAAUCACAGAACCCACAAGUGUGAAAACAUGUUCACCUGAAGCAACGAAUAUAAGAUUCCUGUCUUUCUGUAGGUGGCCGACAUGUCAGCUCGGCGAUCUGUUCCAGACCCCCACAACUCUUUGUGUAAUGCUUGGCCUCUUCACCGCAUUUCUUCUUGCUUCCCACUCGAGUGCUCCGGCAUAGGUUUCACAGCUGAACCUGAAGAAACCCACUGGGGUCGACUUUGCCCGUUUAACUGCCAGACAUUUGUAUGCAGUGCUCGGGUGAGGGGCAAUUGUGACAUUCGUGUUCGUUCAGUUCUCAAACGUGGACAAUUGUGUAAAUAUAUACUCCAGGCAACUACCAGCUGUACUGCACCGAAGGAGAACUACCCUCAGCCUGCGGAAAUUGUGAGCCACUAGCGACCUCCAGCGGCUCCAUCCGAAACUAGCCGUUUCUUCGCGCCCCCGUGUGCUUGAAUCACUGCGUUCACCGGGGAUCCUUUCCGCCUUCGCUGCAGCUGGGGGAAACACGCGGCAUCGGGUCUUACGGGCCCCCGGGUGGCGACGGGUUCGAUCGAGGUUUUCGUUCAAAAACUCUUCGCGUGCGGUGCUGUCGUCACCUCCAAGUCGGUCGAUUGGGAAGCGGGCGAGGCUCGGGGCGCGCAGGGGGCCGUCAUGAACUGGCUGAGAGAAGCGCUGGCACUGCUGAGGGGCACGCCGCCGUACCCUGAAGCCAAAGGCCCGGAGGCGCCCCCCGCUCACACCUUGGGGCAGGUGGUGCAGGCGCAGGUGAGGGUGGGGCCGCAGGGCUUGGGCCUGAGUCUGCUUAGGAACGGGCCCUUCCUGCAGGUCUGCGGGCUGAGCCGCCCGGGACCCGCCGGGCAGAGCGCGCGGCUGCAGCCAGGUAGCUACCGGCCGGUGGAGGAAGAGGAGGAGGAGGAGGAUGGGGGAGGAGCGGCGGCAGGCGACGUGCUGGUGGCAGUGGGAGGACGGGACAUUCGGGGGCUGGGGCUGAGGGAGCUCGGGAAGGCCCUCCGGGACGUCGCCCCCGGGACCCUGCUGCGAGUCCUGGCGUACCGAGACGUCCUCCAGCUCCCUCCGGGAUGGGACACCGGCGGCGCAGCAGGACACCGGACUGACAGAUCCUGUCCCAGCAGUAUAGAAAGGCUCGUGGGCGAGGCGGCGCUGGCCCAGCGGGGGCACUGUCCGGCGCACCUCUCGGACCGGCAGGCGGGCACGUCCGCGGCCCCUCCUGCCUCCAGCACAGUGGAGCUGACGGUGGGCGCCGGCCCCACCUGCGAUGUGAUGGUGCACAGGCAGGCCGGACCCCCCGUGACCUCCGACCUUGCCCAGCUCUCCCGCCCUCCUGCCCACUCACCUCCCUGUCCCGAACCACCCCCACCUCUCCAGCCGGCACCCUGCUGUUCUUCCUCUCCCUCUUCCUACAGGAGCCUUUCCUCAUCACCCCCUCACUCAUCCUACUCCUCCUCCUGCACCUCUGAUCUCACACCCUCUUCUUCACCUUCCUCACAUCCACCCGAUUCGCUGCCAGCCGCGUUUUCUUCUGGCGCGUUGUCCUCUUCAUCCUCAGACGACCAGGACGUCCAUGUCUCUCCGCGACGCGUACGUGUUCACCUGACGGCACAGCUCUCUCUUCCCGACUUCAGCGUCUCCGGUUCAGAUUCCUCAGGGGGCGACCGAGACUGAGGAAGGAGGGGAAAUGUGCCGUUUCCGAUGCCCGACGUGGUGAUGGCACACUCUCCCGCAGCCAGAAAAACCCUGUAACCUUUAGUCGGAGUACCUGAAAAUCAGAUGAGGAAUAGCUCUUGAAAAAGAGCUCACACACUGGAAUGUUAUUGGGAAAUGGGGGGAGCAAUUCAUUCCUGACCUAGGCUAAAAACGUCGGUGAAAAACACCAGUUUGGGAAGUGUUUGUCAUUUCAUUUUCUACCCAAUGCACAAUUAAAUAUUUUGACCACUUCCCGUA
Molecule: messenger RNA, 2015 nt
Organism: Lepisosteus oculatus (spotted gar)
Lineage: Eukaryota; Metazoa; Chordata; Actinopteri; Semionotiformes; Lepisosteidae
Product: PDZ domain-containing protein 9
Molecular function (GO): protein binding
Source: RefSeq, a predicted model, not a curated record